Molecule: messenger RNA, 2312 nt
Organism: Clarias gariepinus (North African catfish)
Lineage: Eukaryota; Metazoa; Chordata; Actinopteri; Siluriformes; Clariidae
Product: cAMP-regulated D2 protein
Exons: 9
Coding region: 26-2092 (688 amino acids)
Molecular function (GO): cholinesterase activity
Source: RefSeq, a predicted model, not a curated record
AAUUAAUUUUCGGCUGGCGCUCAUCAUGGCUCGCUCAUCAGGCGCUGGUGUAACCCUGCUCGUGCUGGUUUCCAUGGCGAUCCCAGACUUGGUGUGUGGGGGGCAAGAGAGCGGCAAAGACUCACGACUCACACACACUCAUUUCACACCUCAUCAGUAUUACACGCCUCAGACUGGAGGAGUGAAGAGCAUGACUUUCCAAACGCCACCACGUAAUGAGAUGUUGGAGGAAAAUCAGUACGGCGUGAAGAGUUCUGAGUCCGGAAACAAACCUGACGCCGCGAUCCUGAACUCUGAUCAGCCCCAGGCGGAGCGCUCGCGGGAUAACGAGUGUAACGAUGUUAAGUGUAGCGACUAUGGUAGUGAUGGAGCAAGUCCAAACGGUGUGGAGUUAAACCGAGUCGCGUGGGAUAAAGUGUCAGGCAAUACACAGAUCCGCACCGAGGGCCCCCUCACACACUCUGAGGGCCCCUUGGAUCUCACACACUCUGAGGGCCCCAUGGAUCUCACACACUCUGAGGGCCCCUUGGUGCUCACACACUCCGGUGCGGUUCGAGGUCUGACUCUGGAUGAGGCUCAUGUGUUUUAUGGGAUUCCAUACGCAGCGCCCCCUGUGGGCCCAAAACGCUGGGCCGCUCCCGAAACCGUGUCCCAGUGGGUGAAGCCGUAUGACGCCACGUUCCCGCGGCCGGCGUGCAUGCAGGAGUGUGCGCGGGAAUUCUCUGACGCUUGUCUUCAUGAGGUGAGCGAGGACUGUCUGUACCUGAACCUGUACGUUCCUCUGAGUGUGGAUCUCUCACUGAGGGUUCCCACUCGGCUUCCUGUCAUGGUGUGGAUCCAUGGAGGUGACUUCAUCGCAGGCUCCGCCUCCAAACCGCUGUACGAUGGACGCUUCAUCAGUAACUAUAGCAACACGCUGGUGGUAAACAUGCAGUAUCGCCUGGGAGCGUUUGGGUUCCUAGUGACGGGACGCGAUCCUGAGAGAGCUGCGGUGGGAAAUUACGGCAUCCUGGAUCAGCAGGCGGCGCUGCGCUGGGUUGGAGAAAACAUCGCUGCAUUCGGUGGAGACCCGACAAAAGUGACUCUAUUUGCUGAGAGUGCCGGUGCUCAGUCAGUGUGUUUACACCUGAUGAUGCGGACCAGCGAAUCCCUGUUCAGACACGCGACCAUACAGAGUCAGCCUUUCUCCAUCCCUCUGAAAAGCAGGUGGGAGGCCAUGAAGUUGGGCAGGAACUUUGUGAAACAGACGAAUUGUUCAGCGUCUGAUCUGCAGUGUCUCCGUCUCCUCAGCACACACACUGUCCUGCAGGCGCAGGUUCAAGCAGGUUCUAAGCUCAUCAACCCGUUCCGCUUCCUGGAGAUGUUCGAGACGUGGGGGCCGCACGUGGACGGGGGCUUGAUCACAGAGCAGCCGAUCGCAGCUUUCCUGCAGGGUCGCUGGCAGAGUUAUAAACCUGUUAUAGUGGGAACUACAUCCGAAGAGGGCGUGAGCUUCGUGUACGGAUCGUUCAACAGCUCGGUGUCAGCGCUAGAGUUCGUCCUCUACAUCACCGCUAUCUUCAAACAGCACACACUCGAAGUCCUACAGGAGUACCUCCCUGUGUAUCGUGAACAGGACAGGUGGACGAUGCUGUCUCAGAUCGUCACAGAUUUCAUGUUCCUGUGUCCGGCUCGGCGGGUCGCUCGCGUCGCGCCGCGGGUGGGCGGAGACGCAUGGGUGUACGUAUUUGACCACACCCCUUCAGAUCACAAAAUAUGGGAGGGGCUGACUUGCUGCUACCGUCACGCCUGUCACGGGGCGGAGCUUCCGUUCCUGUUCGACUCGGCUCCCGCGGCGAACUUCAGCUUCACGGCUCGGGAGACUCUCCUGGCCAAUCAGAUGGUGUGUUACUGGGGGGCGUUCGCUCACUCCGGAGAUCCCAACUCUCAUGGAGAACACACACCGUUCUGCAGGAACCAGAGGCUCGCACCGUGGCCCAAAUACACCCCUGCUGAGCGAUGGCCGGUUCUGAAUUUAACCCUGCAGUCUCACCUCCAGCACCAGAACAGAGACGGAUUCUGUGACUUCUGGGAUCGUCUGGAUAUCUACUGAGAGACGGCACGACGCUUUAUAAACUACACGGUGAUGAACUGACACCGUGCCUUAAUUUUAAUGUUUUUAUUCUGCUUGGGGAAAUUAUAAAUACCUCGCUGCUUGUUAUAAACGUGUGUGAAUCUAAUUAACACCUGCAUUGAUGUUUGAUUAAUUAAUCCAGACUCACAGUGACUCUGUGCUUCAGAAUGAAACUAAUAGAUUAUUUUUCUCUUUUAUA